Messenger RNA from Betta splendens (Siamese fighting fish), 6868 nucleotides. RefSeq names its product dihydropyridine-sensitive L-type skeletal muscle calcium channel subunit alpha-1-like. The record is from RefSeq and is a predicted model, not a curated record. The transcript has 45 exons. Gene Ontology annotation, cellular component: membrane; voltage-gated calcium channel complex. Gene Ontology annotation, molecular function: high voltage-gated calcium channel activity; calcium ion binding. Gene Ontology annotation, biological process: calcium ion import across plasma membrane. Lineage: Eukaryota; Metazoa; Chordata; Actinopteri; Anabantiformes; Osphronemidae. The coding region runs from base 296 to 5824 and encodes 1842 amino acids.
UUAAACUAGAGCCGGGCCAACUGCUCCGCCAGUCACUGGGCUCCUGUUAUUUUUCCCUGCCAAGGGGACUUUUCUGUCAGAGGCCAUUAGUCAGGGGAAGAGGCCCGAGGACUCUGUGUGAGGGACACAGAGUUUGAGGGAAGAGGGUGCGUCAGGGGAGCACACCCAGGAUCACCUGGUCUGGAACCCGAGGGGCCCUCACGACGGAUAAUUCUGCUGUGCCGCACUUUGGAAUUAUACUGUAGGAGGACUCAUUUCCCAGAUCUAGGAGUUUGUUCUGGAUAAAGACUUUAAGAUGGCGUCCAACGCAGAUCCUGCCAAGCCCGUUAUCAUGAAUGAAGAGGAGCUGAAGAGGAAGCAGAGGGAGAAGCUGAAGAAGCUACAGGCCACGGGGGGCAACCCUCGGCCCGCGAGGUCUCUCUUCCUCUUCACUUUGAAAAAUCCUUUCCGCAAGGCCUGCAUCAACAUCGUGGAGUGGAAAACCUUCGAGAUCAUCAUCCUAUUGACCAUCUUUGCGAAUUGCAUAGCCCUGGCGGUUUUCCUGCCCAUGCCCGAGGAGGACAGUAACAAUACCAACGCGAGCCUGGAGAGUUUGGAAUACAUCUUCCUGGUCAUCUUCACGCUGGAGUGCUUUCUGAAGAUAGUGGCGUACGGGUUGGUGUUCCACGAAGGCGCCUAUUUACGGAACUGUUGGAACAUAUUGGACUUUGUCAUCGUCUUCAUGGGUCUCUUCACCUUUGUUUUGGACACCUUCAAUAAGAUCUCCGACGUGCCGAUGGAGAAGGGUGGAGGCUUUGACAUGAAGGCGCUGAGGGCUUUCAGGGUGCUGCGACCACUCCGCCUCGUGUCUGGAGUGCCCAGUCUGCAGGUGGUGAUGAACUCCAUCCUCAAGGCGAUGCUGCCUCUGCUGCACAUCGCCCUGCUGGUCUUUCUGCUCGUCACCAUUUAUGCCAUCAUGGGCCUGGAGCUCUUCAAGUGCAAAAUGCACAAGACCUGCUAUUACACCGGCACAGACAUCUAUGCCACAGCGGAGGCUGAGCUGCCUGCGCCCUGUGCUCAGGCUGGUAAUGGACGCCGCUGCAUCAUCAACGGGUCAGAGUGCCGUCAAGGUUGGGAGGGUCCCAACAAUGGCAUCACGCACUUUGAUAACAUUGGCUUUGCCAUGCUGACUGUGUACCAGUGCAUCACCAUGGAGGGAUGGACCAAAGUGCUCUACUGGGUUAAUGAUGCCAUAGGGAACGAAUGGCCUUGGCUCUAUUUCGUUCCUCUUAUUCUGGUGGGCUCCUUCUUUGUGCUCAAUCUGGUCCUGGGCGUGCUCAGUGGGGAGUUUACCAAGGAGCGGGAGAAGGCCAGGUCGCGUGGCGAGUUCCAGAAGCUGCGAGAGCGCCAGCAGCUGGAUGAGGACCUCCACGGUUACAUGGAGUGGAUCACUCACGCUGAAGUCCUGGACGCCGACCGAGAAGGGAAAGGACUUCUACCGCUGACCAGUGGAGAUUCAGACACAGACAGCCUGUAUGACCUGGAAGGAAAGAGUCGCGUUAUCUACUACUACCGCUUGGCCCGUCGCUGGAAUCGCUUCUUCAGGAUGAAGUGCCUCGUGUAUGUGAAGACCAAGAGCUUUUACUGGGUGGUGAUGAUCCUCGUCUUCCUCAACACCCUGACUAUAGCAACGGAGCACCAUCACCAGUCGGACUCGCUUACAUCGCUGCAGGACGUUGCCAGUCGUGUGCUCCUGGUGCUCUUCGUCCUUGAGAUGCUUGUGAAGAUCUACGCUCUGGGACCCAGAGCGUAUUUCAUGUCUCUCUUCAACCGCUUCGACUUCUUCGUGGUGCUGUGUGGCAUCCUGGAGAUGAUCAUGCUGUCUGCAGGCGCCGUGGCCCCCCUGGGCUUCUCCGUGCUCAGGUGUAUCCGGCUGCUGAGGAUUCUCAAAGUCACAAAGUACUGGACCUCUCUGAGCAACCUCGUGGCCUCUCUGCUCAACUCCGUCCGCUCCAUCGCGUCCCUGCUCCUUCUUCUCUUCCUCUUCAUCGUCAUCUUCUCGCUCCUCGGCAUGCAAGUGUUUGGGGGUAAAUUUAACUUUGUAGACCACAGACCGAGGCGCAGCAACUUUGACAACUUCCCUCAGGCGCUCAUCAGCGUGUUUCAGGUCCUGACAGGGGAGGAGUGGACCAACAUCAUGUACAACGGCAUCAUGGCCCAUGGAGGGCCUGUCAUCCCUGGCAUCCUCGUCGCCAUCUACUUCAUUGUCCUCUUUGUUUGUGGAAACUACAUCCUUCUCAACGUCUUCUUGGCCAUCGCCGUCGACAACCUGGCAGAAGCUGAGAGUCUGACCUCAGCUCAGAAAGAAAAGGCAGAGGAGAAGAUGAGGAAGAAGCUACUAAGGUCCAAAAUGCCCGAUAAGACUGACGAGGAGCGGGAGAGGAUAUCCAAGAAGCUGGCAGAGCAGAGGGCCAAGCUGGAGGGCAUGCCCACCACAGCCAAGCUGAAAGUUGAUGAGUUCGAGUCCAAUGUCAACGAAGUGAAGGAUCCGUUCCCGCCUGCCGACUUCCCAGGUGAUGACGAGGAGGAAGAGCCUGAAAUCCCUCUCAGCCCUCGGCCCCGACCAAUGGCCGACCUGCAGCUGAAGGAGGAGGCCGUUCCACUGCCUGAAGCCAGUUCCUUUUUCAUUUUUGGUCCCCAGAACAAGUUCCGUAAGCUGUGCUACAAGAUCAUCAAUGCCUCUUCGUUCACCAACCUAAUCCUGCUGUUCAUCCUGCUCUCCUCCAUCUCCCUGGCAGCUGAGGACCCCAUCGAUCCCAAGUCCUACAGAAACAUGAUCUUAGCCUAUGCCGAUAUUGUCUUUACAACUGUGUUCACAAUUGAGAUUGUGCUCAAGAUGACAGUCUACGGAGCUUUCAUGCAUAAAGGCUCCUUCUGCCGUAACUCCUUCAACAUUCUGGAUCUGAUUGUGGUUGGAGUCUCACUGCUGUCAAUGGGAAUGGAGUCCAGUGCCAUCUCUGUGGUGAAGAUCCUCAGGGUGCUGAGGGUGCUGAGGCCUCUCAGAGCCAUUAACAGAGCUAAAGGCUUGAAGCACGUGGUGCAGUGCGUGUUUGUGGCCAUCAAAACCAUCGGCAACAUCGUUCUGGUCACCAUGCUGCUGAAUUUCAUGUUUGCCUGCAUUGGAGUGCAGCUCUUCAAGGGUAAAUUCUACAGCUGCACAGACCCCUCCAAAGUGAUAGAGGAGGAAUGCCGGGGAUCCUUCCUGAAGCACAUGGAGAACUCCCUAGAGGACACAGUGGUGGCUAACAGAGAGUGGCUCAACAGUGACUUCAACUUUGACAAUGUGCUCAAUGGCAUGCUGGCGCUCUUCACUGUGUCUACAUUCGAGGGCUGGCCGAAACUGCUGUACCGAGCCAUCGAUUCAGACGUGGAGGACAUGGGUCCUGUCUUUAAUAACCGCGUGGAGGUGUCCAUCUUCUUCAUCAUCUACAUCAUUCUCAUCGCCUUCUUCAUGAUGAACAUCUUCGUGGGCUUCGUCAUCGUCACCUUCCAGGAGCAAGGCGAGCAAGAGUAUAAGAACUGUGAGCUGGACAAGAACCAGCGUCAGUGUGUGCAGUACGCCCUGAAGGCUCGUCCUCUGAGGUGCUACAUCCCCAAAAACCCCUACCAGUACAGAGUCUGGUACAUCGUCACCUCCUGCUACUUCGAGUAUCUCAUGUUCUUCCUCAUUAUGCUCAACACCCUGUGUUUGGGAAUGCAGCACUGUAACCAGUCCGAACACGUGACCAAGCUGUCAGACAACCUGAACCUGAUCUUCACCGUGCUCUUCACCGUGGAGAUGAUCCUCAAACUCAUGGCAUUCAAAGCGCGGGGCUACUUUGGAGACCCCUGGAACGUAUUUGACUUCAUCAUCGUCAUCGGCAGCGUCGUUGACGUUAUCCUGAGUGAGGUCGAUAGUGCCCUGGCCGCCAGUGGAGGGCUGUACUGUCUCCAUGGCUGUACUGAGACGAACCUCAUGCAGGAGAUUGCGGCCUCUGAAAACGCUUCGGUUUCCAUCACAUUCUUCCGACUCUUCCGUGUCAUGCGUCUGGUCAAACUGCUGAACCGCUCGGAGGGCAUUCGUAACCUGCUGUGGACCUUCAUCAAGUCCUUUCAGGCUCUUCCUCAUGUGGCUCUGCUCAUCGUGAUGCUUUUCUUUAUUUAUGCUGUGAUUGGGAUGCAGAUCUUCGGGAAAGUAGCCUUAGUGGAUGGCACACAAAUCAACCGCAACAACAACUUCCAGACAUUCCCUCAGGCUGUUCUGAUGCUAUUCCGAUGUGCUACUGGAGAGGCCUGGCAGGAGGUCAUGAUGGCUUCGAUGUAUGGGAAGAAAUGUGACCCGAAGUCAGACUUCCUUCCAGGAGAGGAGUACACCUGCGGAUCCAACUUCGCUGUCUUCUACUUCCUCAGCUUUUACUGUCUCUGUGCUUUCCUGAUCCUCAACCUGUUUGUCGCCGUCAUCAUGGACAACUUCGACUACCUGACUCGUGACUGGUCUCUCCUCGGUCCACAUCACUUGGACGAGUUCAAGAAGAUCUGGGCUGAAUACGACCCUGAAGCCACGGGAAGAAUCAAACAUCUGGAUGUUGUGACGCUGCUCCGACGCAUUCAGCCUCCGCUGGGCUUUGGCAAGUUCUGUCCUCAUCGAGAGGCCUGCAAGCGUUUGGUUGGUAUGAACAUGCCUCUUAACAGCGAUGGCACCGUCACGUUCAACGCCACCCUUUUCGCUCUGGUCCGGACAGCGCUCAAGAUCAAAACAGAAGGUAACUUUGAGCAGGCCAACGAGGAGCUGAGAGCCAUUAUAAAGCAAAUCUGGAAACGCACCAGUAUGAAACUGCUGGACCAGGUCAUCCCCCCCAUAGGAGACGAUGAGGUGACUGUGGGCAAGUUCUACGCUACCUUCCUGCUCCAAGACCAUUUCCGCAAGUUUAUGAAACGGCAAGAGGAAUACUACGGCUACCGGCCCACGAAGAAGAGCGCCUCAGGCCCAGAGAUCCAGGCGGGUCUGAGGAGCAUAGAGGAAGAGGCAGCUCAGGAGAUGCACAGGGCCAUUUCAGGAGACCUUCAAAAUGAGGAAGAGAUGGACAGAGCGAUGGAGGAAGCUGGAGAGGAGCGCAUUUACCAGCGUACCCACGGUCUUUUUGGCAAUCGCGUGGACUCGUUCUCCUCGGAGCCCAGUAACGCUCAGGCCCCACAGAUGACCAACCAGCGGCCGCUCCAGUUCUCCGAGAGCCAGCCAGACUCCCCGCCUGACUCCUCCGCCUUGGUGCCCGCGACUGAGUUCUUCCCCACAAACACCAACAACAAUGCUUUUGCAGAAUUUUCAUUUGAAAGAGAAGGGAGUCCUGAAGAGUUUUACAAUCCCAGCGAGGAUGGAGAGCCAGAUUUCCAGCACUCUUGGAACUUCACAGUGAGAACGGACAGAACACAGUUCCCUUAUGAGCCAAACUAUGGCGACAGCGUGAGUCAGAGCUCCCAUACUGCCGCUGACCAGCUUGUCCAGGAGGCUCUAGUGAAGGGCGGCCUGGGUCCCCUGGCCAGAGACCCCAGCUUUGUCUCUGGGACUAAGAAGGAAAUGGCUGAUGCCAUGCACAUUCCCAUCUCUGAGAUGGAGGGCGUGGCUCGGGGAAUCCUCUGCGAACGCUCCGGCAGUGUCGCCUCUUCAAAGAAGAGACGUCCAGUUCCUGUCCCGCCUUCUGUCCCUGCUGCAGCAGCCCAGCCAGAUCCAGCAGUGAGGAGGAAGAGACGCCCAGUCCCCAUGGUUCCCUCCAAGCAGGGCCCGGCUGAUGCAGACUCCAAGGUUUAGAGGCGACUAUGUUUUUAUUUUAUUUCUUACAUUUGCAGGUGGCUUGAUCUCACCUCAUGUUACCAAGCGUGACGCCCCUGUGACAUUUCGUAUCUCUUGGCUCAUGGCCUAUAGGUAGGUUGGCUCAGGAUUAAUAAUUUACCAGUGUCUGAAAACCUAAAGCAACACAAUUCAUCUGAUGAAGAGCUAAUCUUCAGAUUGAUUAAUAAAACUCGAACUUGUCUCAGAGUAAACAGAUUGACGCACUUCUUUUCUUUCGGAGUGUUUUUUUUUUUUUGAGGUCAUCCAUUCCAUAGACUUAUGGGACAACCAUGUGAGUCAGAGGAGUGUCUUACUGAGGGAGGCGAGAAUGUCUGGAGUGACUCAGUGAAUGCAGGCGCGAGCUGCUGUCAUUAUUGUGCUGCAGUUCUUUUGGGAAAGAGCGGAAAAAGGGAGACACUAAGUUUGUGUGUGUCAGAGCACAGAACAGUUGAAAGUAUAUAUUGUUUAGUUCAAGCUAUGGGAUGUGGUACUAAUGGUGCCAGUUGUGUAUUUGUGAAGCAGUGUCCUCAGAUCUAUUAGGACCUGCUAUCUUUUAUUACUGCUCACAACUGACCUUGUUCAGUUAUGAUCCGGUUUUUGAAAUGGGCAUCUCUGUAUUUGGGAUACAGAGAUAUGUUUCACAUGUAAUUAUCAAUUACAUUUUAAGACGUACUGUAGCUCAACAGUGCGUGUGAUUUUCGCCCCUUAUGUCACUUUAAGUCGCUGUUAGCUACAGGUUUUUAGAUGGCUAACUGGUACAGAGGAUGUUUCUUCAACAUACCUGGAGUAUGAUGGAUUAUUAGGAACGUUUACUAAUUCACUUUAACUGCAGUGACAUAAUUUAUGGCACCUUUGUGCACGUUUUUUUUUUCUUUUCAUAUGUUAUGUUUAAUAUGUUUUGGAGAAACCAAUAGUUUGACAGAAGCUUCCAGCUCAAAUUCUGACAAUACUUCACUUCUGGAUCUAUGCCAUAAAGGUUGAUGUUACAGUGGUGGCAAAGAAAUAAAUGAUCUAAAUCAUUCA